UUAUCCAUGUGUUUUGAGAGACAACAGGGCCGAAGUAUAUGCUUGCCAUGGAUUCCCAUCCUCCUUCCACACUUCCUCCAUUGCUCUACCUCCAUUGAUCUCUUCUGCAACUCUGCAAGCAUUAACAACACAUAGAGCUCCAAUGGCUUCUUCUUCUUCUUUCACUGCUUCAAGGCCUACCUUCCCCUUCCCCCAUCUUCCCCUUCUCCAUCCCACCACCAAACCAUCCAAAGUUUGCAGCUUUCCAGCUCUCAGUAUAAAAAAACCUCACCUUUUGUCUUUCAAACCCACCACCAUCUCCUCCGUUGAUGUCUCCAAAGAAGAUAAACCCCUUUCAGAGCCUGAGUCAUUGGAAAAGGAGAAGGAGAACAAGGAGGAGUUGGAGGAGUUGGAGGAGCAAAGCAGCAACCUUGACCCUCGUCGGUUAGAGGAGAAGUUCGCCGUGCUAAACACCGGCAUCUACGAGUGCCGCUCCUGUGGGUACCGCUACGACGAAGCCGCCGGGGACCCUUCCUACCCUAUCCCCCCUGGAUUCCUGUUCGGAAAGCUCCCUGAAGACUGGCGUUGCCCAACGUGCGGCGCUGCCAAGUCCUUCUUCGAGAGCAAGAGCGUUGAGAUCGCUGGAUUCGCUCAAAACCAACAGUUUGGUCUCGGCACCAAUACUCUCACUUCAGGCCAGAAGGCUUUGCUCAUCUACGGUGGUCUUUUGCUUGGCUUUAUCUUCUUCCUCUCUGGAUAUUUCUUGCAAUAAUGAUGCCAUGCUUGGAUAAAGGUGACAUCUUUGAUGAAUUGUGUUCAUUAUACUUGUAGAUUUUUGCUCUAUUUCUAUUUUUUGUUCCUUUUUGCCUUUAGAUAUCCUGCUACUAUUAUUAUUAUUAUUGUCUAAUGUGAAUAGAUGGUUCAGUGUGAUGCUACAAUUACACAAAAGGUAAAAAGAAAAAUGAAAAAAAGGAGCACCUUUGCUGGUUCUAUCUCAAUGUUCACCAACUGUUGUUAAGAGCUGCAAAAGUUCAAGUUCAUAUUGUUCAAUUAAACAAUUAAUGGGUUUUGAUUUGAUUUUAUCUUUUUCCCAUUGUAUUCUCAUAGCAUUGAUCACAUUUGUUUCUCUGGUUCUGUU
This is a messenger RNA of Dioscorea cayenensis subsp. rotundata (Guinea yam), 1117 nucleotides long. RefSeq names its product rubredoxin. The record is from RefSeq and is a predicted model, not a curated record. Bases 143 to 751 code for a protein of 202 amino acids. The transcript has a single exon. Gene Ontology annotation, cellular component: chloroplast. NCBI's taxonomy places the organism in Eukaryota, Viridiplantae, Streptophyta, Magnoliopsida, Dioscoreales, Dioscoreaceae. Gene Ontology annotation, biological process: alkane catabolic process. Gene Ontology annotation, molecular function: electron transfer activity; iron ion binding.